AUGACACUCAGAACACGACACUGCAACACUGCAACACAGGGACACAGCAACACAGCAACACAGGGACACAACAACACAGCAACACAGGGACACAGCAACACAGGGACACAGCAACACAGGGACACAGCAACACAGCAACACAGGGACACAGCAGCACAGGGACACAGCAACACAGCAGCACAGGGACACAACAACACAGCAACACAGGGACACAACAACACAGGACACAACAACACAGCAACACAGGGACACUGCAACACAGCAACACAGGGACACAACAACACAGCAACACAGGGACACAGCAACAUAACAACACAGGACACAGCAACACAAAAACACAACACAGCAACACAACAACACAGACACAGCAACACAGGGACACCGCACCACAGGGACACAACAACACAACACAGGGACACAACAACAAAAUACACAAAAAUCACAAAGACAGCAACACAGGGAGACAGCAACACAGGAACACAGGAACACAAAAACACAACAUGGACUCAACAACAAAACACAGCAACACAACACAGUAACACAGCAUUACAGCAACACAGGGACACAGCAACACAGCAACACAGGGACACAACAACACAGCAACACAGGGACACAGCAACACAGCAACACAAAGACACACCAACACAACAACACAACACAACACAGGAAAGGCAACAACAUAACACAACAGCAUAG
Molecule: messenger RNA, 696 nt
Organism: Scylla paramamosain (green mud crab)
Lineage: Eukaryota; Metazoa; Arthropoda; Malacostraca; Decapoda; Portunidae
Product: protein rtoA-like
Exons: 3
Coding region: 1-696 (231 amino acids)
Source: RefSeq, a predicted model, not a curated record